Manis pentadactyla (Chinese pangolin) is the source of this 2800-nucleotide messenger RNA. It is a transcript of the gene TARDBP, whose product is annotated as TAR DNA binding protein. Gene Ontology annotation, cellular component: nucleoplasm. The record is from RefSeq and is a predicted model, not a curated record. Gene Ontology annotation, molecular function: RNA binding. NCBI's taxonomy places the organism in Eukaryota, Metazoa, Chordata, Mammalia, Pholidota, Manidae. Bases 163 to 1407 code for a protein of 414 amino acids. The transcript has 6 exons. Gene Ontology annotation, biological process: regulation of gene expression.
GUGGGAGAGGACGACGGCCGGCGGGGCGGGAGGUGCGGGGGCUGGAGGCGGCCCUAGCGCCAUUUUGUGGGAGCGAAGCGGUAGCUGGGCUGCCCGUGGAUCCCUCGCUCCGUCAGUGUCCCUGUCGGGCUCCCCAGCAGCGGCCUAGCGGGAAAAUAAAAGAUGUCUGAGUAUAUUCGGGUAACUGAAGAUGAGAAUGACGAGCCCAUUGAAAUACCAUCAGAAGACGACGGAACAGUGCUGCUGUCCACAGUUACAGCCCAGUUUCCGGGAGCGUGUGGGCUGCGCUACAGGAAUCCAGUGUCUCAGUGUAUGCGAGGUGUCCGGCUGGUGGAAGGAAUUCUACACGCCCCCGAUGCUGGCUGGGGGAAUCUGGUAUAUGUUGUCAACUAUCCCAAAGAUAACAAAAGAAAAAUGGAUGAGACAGAUGCUUCCUCAGCAGUGAAAGUGAAAAGAGCAGUUCAGAAAACCUCUGAUCUAAUAGUGUUGGGUCUCCCGUGGAAAACAACUGAACAGGAUCUAAAAGAAUAUUUUAGUACCUUUGGAGAAGUUCUUAUGGUUCAGGUCAAAAAAGAUAUUAAAACUGGCCAUUCAAAGGGGUUUGGCUUUGUUCGUUUUACGGAAUAUGAAACGCAAGUGAAAGUAAUGUCACAGCGACAUAUGAUAGAUGGACGAUGGUGUGACUGUAAACUUCCUAAUUCUAAGCAAAGCCCAGAUGAGCCUUUGAGAAGCAGAAAGGUGUUUGUGGGGCGUUGUACAGAGGACAUGACUGCUGAUGAGUUGCGGCAGUUCUUUUGCCAGUAUGGAGAAGUGGUAGAUGUCUUCAUUCCCAAACCGUUCAGGGCUUUUGCCUUUGUUACAUUUGCAGAUGAUCAGGUUGCCCAGUCUCUUUGUGGAGAGGACUUGAUCAUUAAAGGAAUCAGCGUACAUAUAUCCAAUGCUGAACCUAAGCACAAUAGCAAUAGACAGUUAGAAAGAAGUGGAAGAUUUGGUGGUAAUCCAGGUGGCUUUGGGAAUCAGGGUGGAUUUGGUAACAGUAGAGGGGGUGGAGCUGGCUUGGGAAAUAAUCAAGGUAGUAAUAUGGGUGGAGGGAUGAACUUCGGUGCUUUCAGCAUUAAUCCUGCAAUGAUGGCUGCAGCUCAGGCAGCCCUACAGAGCAGCUGGGGUAUGAUGGGCAUGUUAGCCAGUCAGCAGAACCAGUCAGGCCCCUCGGGUAAUAACCAAAGCCAAGGCAACAUGCAGAGGGAGCCAAAUCAGGCCUUUGGUUCUGGAAAUAACUCUUACAGUGGUUCAAAUUCAGGUGCAGCAAUUGGUUGGGGAUCAGCAUCAAAUGCAGGGUCAGGCAGUGGUUUUAAUGGGGGCUUUGGCUCAAGCAUGGAUUCUAAAUCUUCUGGCUGGGGAAUGUAGACAAAAGUUUUGGUUGGUGGGUAUAGACUGGUGGGAAUUCAAAUUUUUCUAAACUCAUGGUAAGUAUAUUGUAAAAUACAUAUGUACUAAGAAUUUUCGAAAUUGGUUCAGUGUGGAGUAUAUUCAGCAGUAUUUUUGACAUUUUUCUUUAGAAAAAGAGGAAGAGCUAAAGGAAUUUUCUAAGUUUUGUUACAUAAAGGGUUGAAAUAUUGAGUGUUUGAAAGUGAACUGCUGUCUGCCUGAUUGGUAAAAACCAACACACUACAAUUGGCAUCAAAAGGUUUCUCCUGUAAUUAUUUUAUCCCUGGACUUGUCAAGUGAAUCCUUUGCAUGUUCAAAAUGGAAACCAUUGAUUAGAAAUACAUUCUUUUCUCCUUGUUUUAAUUUGAACCCCACCAUAUGGAUUUUUCCUUAGGAAAAUCUCCUUUUCAGAGAUCAUGGUGUCACAGUGUUUAGUUCUUUUGUUUUUGUUUGUUUUUUUUAACACUGUCUCCCUUCAUGUGCAAAAGUACAAUAUGAAGCCUUCAUUUAAUCUCUGCAGUUCAUCUCAUUUCAAAUGUUUAUGGAAGAAGCACUUCAUUGAAAGUUGUGCUGUAAAUACUCUGCCAUAGGAAUACUUCUGUCUACAUGCUUUCUCAUUCAAGAAUUCGUCAUCACGCCUCACAGGCUGCGUCUUUGACGGUGGGUGUCCCAUUUUUAUCCGCUACUCUUUAUUUCAUGGAGUCGUAUCAACGCUAUGAACGCAAGGCUGUGAUAUGGAACCAGAAGGCUGUUUGAACUUUUGAAACCUUGUGUGGGAUUGAUGGUGGUGCCGAGGCAUGAAAGGCUAGUAUGAGCGAGAAAAGGAGAGCGCGUGCAGAGACUUGGUGGUGCAAAAUGGAUAUUUUUUAACUUGGCGAGAUGUGUCUCUCAAUCCUGUGGCUUUGGUGAGAGAGUGUGCAGAGAGCAAUGAUAGCAAAUAAUGUACGAAUGUUUUUUGCAUUCAAAGGACAUCCACAUCUGUUGGAAGACUUUAAGUGAGUUUUGUUCUUAGGUAACCUACGUUAGUUGAAUGUGUUAAGUGAAACGAUACUUGUAUUUCCCCUACCCCUUUGUCAACUGCUGUGAAUGCUGUAUGGUGUGUGUUCUCUUCUGUUACUGAUCUGUAAGUGUGGUCACGUGAACUGAAGCUGAUGGGUUGAGAACAUGGACUGAGCUUGUGGUGUGCUUUGCAGGAGUACUUGGAAGCAGAGUUCACCAGUGAGCUCGGGGUGUCUCACAGAAGGGUGGAAGUUCUAAUGUCUGUUAGCUACCCAUAAGAAUGCUGUUUGCUGCAGUUCUGUGUCCUGUGCUUGGAUGCUUUUUAUAAGAGUUGUCAAUGUUGGAAAUUCUUAAAUAAAACUGAUUUAAAUAA